AUGGCGAACCCCGUCCGAAGUGGUGAUGUGUGGGUUGCCGGACGGGCGGCCGAACAGGAUUUGGUGCGACUAUGCGAUCUUUCACCGAGUGAGCCAAACGUGGUAUUACUGCUAGGAAGGGUAUAUCGCCUGCAGGGAAAAACGACUCUUGCGAACCAGGUGCUUGCGGUCGCGCGGGAUCUCGAUCCACGGAAUGCCCCCAAGAUAGCGAAAUUAGUGGAGGAGACGAUGAGCUCGCGGAGCCGGGCUACUGGUGCUGGAGGACGAUCUCUGAUAGUCAGAGCCCCAAAGCAUGAGCGUCUAAAGUGCAUCUAUAAAUCCACCAUAGUCUUUGUCUGCAUCAAAGAGUGCAACUACAUCUUGCAGAUAAUGGUCCGGAAAGACCCAACUGCCGCAACCUCCCAACUCUUCGAACCGUUCGUGGUCCCCCGCCUCAACCUCCCCGGGCCUCAGUCCGCCAAAGCCACCCUUCGAGAGGCAGCAGUUGCAUAUCAACGACCAUCAAAGCUAACAACUUUAUAUAAUUUUAUCAGCAAUUUCCCAGGGUUUCAAGCCCACCCCUCCUCGUCGUUCAACACGUCAUACAGUCCCGAAAGCCGAUUUCUAGAUAGCCCCUCCCAGUGCAUAUCCACCGCCAUGUUCCAUUCACUCGAUACUACGACAUGGCUUUCUGCCGUCUCGCGACGAAAGUUGCAGUCGGUGGGCUCCCCCGAUCGUGAGCGUCCCAGAGACGCGGACAAAUUACUUCGCAAAGUGCUCUUGCGGAAUUCGCUCUCGCGGGUAGACCUUGCCCUUGCUGAAGCUCAGUCGCUCCCAGCGUUGUCGCCACCUUCCUCCCCGACCCUACCGUCUCCACAGCAGCGGCCGUGUUUGUCGCAGUCCGACCCUGAGCCUUCGGCGACCUCGUCCAAGGCUGACGAAGACGACUUUGUUUUCCCUGACGCCACAUCUAUAACAUCAUCACGUGCUUAUAGCCAGGCAGAUGCUGACGCAGAAGCCAAAUGGCUCGAUUCUCUCUUGGAUGACCUAAGCGACGACGACGAGUAUGAGAACGAGGCCGAACAAGGUCCCGCCAACUCGAGUCAGACGUUUGAGGAUGAGGACGAUGAAGAACUCUAUCUCGAUCCGGAAUCUCUCCCGUGGCUCCACUCCACAGAUGCAGAAGAGCCUAUUAGUGCUCCUCCACCGAUCCCCGCCAACGAUUCCACUGUAUUGGACCAUUUGGAACCUUUUUAUCAUCCGUUACCUGAAGACGACGACGAUCUCUCCACUGUACCCACAAUGGAUGAUGAUGUCGAAGGUGAAUCUGAAGCAGACUCGGUCGAGUGGCUGGCUACUCCUGGUCAUCGCUCGUUGACAUCUAUGCUUGGACAUUCGUCAAACCUCCAUCACCUCGUCGCCUCAGGCACCCAGCAUGAAGAUAGUCCCUUAUCGCCUAUCACACCCAGCUCCCAGCGAGCGGCCGUUAUCGUCCUCAACAACAACGGCAAUGGGCCCAGCAUGUUGACCAGACUGUUAUUGAAGAUAGCAACUCAGCAAGAAAACCCCGGUAGGACAUCUCUUUCGGCCUCUCUAUCUCUAGACUCGACCGGCAAUCAGCACUUCCGAAUAUCACCCCCAAUCCUGAUCCAUGGUCUCCAUUUUACAUCAACUCAACUCAGCGAGUUCAUGCCUUUCCGAUUCCUUGGUUUGAAUUUCUCGAUCCCAACGUCUCCUCCACCCUAUGGCAUGCAUCCCAAUUUGAACAGCCCCUGCUGGGCCUGUCAUAUACACCCAACCCUUUCCUCACCUAUCGUACCUUAUCCCCCGUCUCGAUAUCUUUUGUCUCGCGCGAAACCCACCCCCCCUUCGAAAAUUCCUGGCCCCUUACACCCCAGCAAAAUCUCUAUUG
This is a messenger RNA of Acaulospora colombiana, 1891 nucleotides long. The record is from the annotation of a GenBank genome assembly. Lineage: Eukaryota; Fungi; Glomeromycota; Glomeromycetes; Diversisporales; Acaulosporaceae.